Drosophila willistoni is the source of this 567-nucleotide messenger RNA. RefSeq names its product larval cuticle protein A2B. The transcript has a single exon. Gene Ontology annotation, cellular component: extracellular matrix. The coding region runs from base 1 to 567 and encodes 188 amino acids. NCBI's taxonomy places the organism in Eukaryota, Metazoa, Arthropoda, Insecta, Diptera, Drosophilidae. The record is from RefSeq and is a predicted model, not a curated record.
AUGCAGAUACUAAGUGGACUUUUGGCCGUUGCUAUGUGGCUCUUGGUUUUGGAUGGCAUCCAGGCGGCUCCGCAUGGACAUGGCACUAGUUACACGGUGGUAACCAAACACGAGCAGCCAGUGCUAUAUAAAAAGUAUGGAUACAAUGGCCACGAUCAACUAGAUUUUGUUAGUGCACCGUAUGGAGCUGGCUAUGGCAUUGCGUCGUAUGGCAAAUAUGAGCCAGAUCAUUAUCCCAAAUACCAAUUCGAUUACGGUGUGGAUGAUGCCCACACAGGCGACCAUAAGAGUCAGUGGGAGACCCGUGAUGGAGAUAAGGUUAAGGGCAGUUACUCUCUAAAGGAAUCCGAUGGAACUAUUCGUGUGGUCCACUAUACGGCCGAUGAUCAUAAUGGUUUCCAGGCUGAGGUUAAGAAACUGGGUCAUGCCCACCAUCCUGAGGUCUAUGUCAAGAGCCAUGGACAUGGCGAUAUCUAUGGAGCUGGCUAUGGUUACGGUUAUGCUCACCCAUACAGUCAUGGACACGGCAAAGCCAGCAGUUAUGUGAGCGUAAAGCAAUUGCAUUAG